Messenger RNA from Scleropages formosus (Asian bonytongue), 2827 nucleotides. RefSeq names its product rho guanine nucleotide exchange factor 16-like. Gene Ontology annotation, molecular function: guanyl-nucleotide exchange factor activity; protein binding. The record is from RefSeq and is a predicted model, not a curated record. The coding region runs from base 607 to 2676 and encodes 689 amino acids. Gene Ontology annotation, biological process: activation of GTPase activity. The transcript has 16 exons. Lineage: Eukaryota; Metazoa; Chordata; Actinopteri; Osteoglossiformes; Osteoglossidae.
GCUGUAAGGCUGCCUUAACCGCUCCGCUACCUACUGUCCGUACAGCGCCGGAGGGUGCCGGGAAGUGGUGCGCGCGGCUCUUGCGUCUGCCUAACGAGCACGAAGACGAGGCUCCCGUCGGCCCUCCGCUCACCUGUAAGAGCGACGCGCCGCGCGGACCCGAAUCUUCGGGAGGAGAGGGCAACGCAAGUCAGGAAGCGCGCGGAGAGCCGUGAGCGAGGCGGCGCACGGGAACGCGCUCCCCACCGGCCACUCGCCCGCCCCGAACCACAUUUUACAGUACUAGCGAGGUAAAUUACGGUAAACCGCAUGAAAUAGUGGAAAAAAAAAUUUAAUUGUGGUCGCUUGUCUUCCGCCGAACCGUGAGGACGUCGUUUUCCACUGGAGCGUGACGUGCCGUGCGCGAGCUGGCUGCCGAAGCGAAGAGGACAGGCAAAGUUAGGGUUAGUGCCUUCAAGUCGGGAGUUGAUUCCUGGCGGUUGCUCGUCGUGUGCGGUAUUUUAAGGGUCCCUCUGGUUUUGGUUCUGACCCGCAAUAUUGGCAAUGAUGUGCUGAGAAGAAUUGCUGGUGGCACGGGGCUCACGGCCAGUGGUGCAUUUGGCCUACAUGUCUCUCAAGGGUUUGGAGAACUCUAGUCCUGGACAAAUGGCAGAUGAGGCACCUCUCCUGCUGGAGCAGCACUUAUCGAAUUUCCAGCUGGACUGCCACACCGGCUCUAGGCGAACAAAGGGUACAGUGGUGGAGGCCUGCGAUGGGAGGAGUUCUAGUAAAGUUGUGCUCAGCACCCAGAGUAAGGUCGCUCUCAAGUUGGGCACUCAGCAGCUCAUUCCCAAGAACCUAGCGGUGACCAGCCGCACCAAGACCCGCCACCACACUACCGUGGUCACCCUACCUGUGCAGCUGCAGAGCAACACGGACAAGCGGGUCUCAGCACCCCCCUCAGAUGUCUCAUGGGAGGACUAUGACAGUGAUGGAGAGGGGGGCUCCCUCCAGAGAAACCGCAGGAACAAAUCAUACCGUGCUGCUGUGCGGUUCUUAACCAAUGAUGACAUGGCCAUUGAGCAAGGCACUAACUCUCUCAACACUGUUAAAGAGGAGGGGUCACCCAUCACCCAGCGUGACAGCAACCCUCGACAUAGCAAGAGGACCCUGAGACGAAGAAAGAACCGAAAACAUAAAGGCUCUUUCAAAGAUGAGCCUCGCCUCUACCAGGAGAUCAGAGAAAGAGGCCUGAACUCUAACAAUCAGAGUCCUGACGAUGAGCUGCUGGACAAUUCGCCUGUCGAGCCUCCUGAGCCAGAUCAGGGCAUAGUGGUCAAGAACUACCGGGCUGCCCACCUCUCAUGGAGCCAGCUUCCUCAGGUACAGGAAACUGGUAUUCUCCUGAACAUAACAUCAGCAGAACGCAAACGACAAGAGGCCAUAUUUGAGGUCAUUACAUCUGAGUACUCCUACCAGCACAGCCUGAAUAUCCUGGUGCGUCAGUUCAAAGCCAACAAAGACUUGCGGUGCACCAUGACUGCCACUGAGCAUCAUCACCUGUUCUCCAACAUCGCAGAUAUCCAGGCCGCCAGUCAGCGGUUUUUCGAGGACCUGGAAAGAAGGCACCGUGAAAAUCCUUUGAUCCAAGACAUCAGUGAUAUUGUGCAGGAGCAUGCGACUCGCCACUUCCAGCCAUACAUCAUCUACUGCUCCAAUGAGACCUUUCAGCUCAGGGUGUUCCAGAAACUUCUAGCAAAGAACGAGUUCAAGGAGGUGUUGAAGAAGAUUGAGAUGAGUCCGGAGUGUGGAGGCCUCCCCAUGAUCUCAUUCCUCAUCCUGCCUAUGCAGCGAGUCACCCGCCUCCCACUGCUCAUGGAUACCAUCUGCCAGAAAACUCCUGAGAACACAGCAGAGUACUUCAGUGCAGCAUGGGCACUGAAGGCCAUCAGCAAGCUGGUAAAGAAAUGUAAUGAGGGUGCCAGAAACAUGGAGAGGACUGAACAGUUAUGCACCAUCCAAAAACAGCUGGACUUUGGCAAAAUAAAGCCGUUCCCCUUGAUCUCCUCAUCACGGUGGCUGCAGAAGUCUGGGGAACUGGCUAUAUGUACCGAGGAACUCAGCAUCUUCUCUAAAGCCUUCAGUGCCAAGAGCUACUACCUCUUCCUAUUCAACGAUGUGCUUAUCGUCACUAGGAAGAAAAGUGAGGAAAGCUAUGUGGUGAUGGAUUAUGCUACACUGGAGAACCUGGAGGUGGAGCUGGACAGAUCAGAUGGGCAAGUGUCCCCACCAGUGAAGCAGAACAGCCUUUACUCUUUCAGACUGCGGAUGAAGAAGAACUGCGAUGGGCGUGCAGAACACAUUGGCCUGGUGGCGGAAUCUCAGGUGGAUCGAGCUCGAUGGAUAACUGCUCUGCAACGGCACAAGAGGAACGAUGAUACAAUCAAUAAAGAGGAUCUACCCCAGUAUGAAGUGACCCAGGCCUACCUUCCAAAGGAGCCGGAUGAACUGGGGCUGCAGCAAGCCGAAGUGGUCAUUGUCCUGCAGGCCAAAGAUGACUGGUACCAGGGUGAGCGGAUGCGAGAUGGACAACAGGGUUGGUUUCUGAGUAGUUGUGUUACUGAGAUCACAAACCGUGCAGCUGUGGCAAGCAACAUGCGCCGCAUGGAGCGACUGCGCAAGGAGACUAAUGUGUGAGAAUGAUUCCCUCUCCCUUGUUUUAUGGAAUAUGGGCAUGCUGUGGAAAGGGCUACAUUGAGCAAUGUGUGUAUGGGACUUUUAAAGGGAGAUUUUACUGAGUGUGUUUACAUAGUAUGGACUGCCAUCUAAUAAACAGUGCAUCUUUUAA